AUGGGCGACACCUGCGUGGCGGUCGCCGCGCACGGCUACUACUGCUUUGACGUGCUUGUGCACGCGCUGGAGGGCGGCGCUGUGCCUGCGUGGGUGGCGCCCGGCGAGGGAUGCCAUGUGCCGCUGUUCGUCUCGUGGUACACGGCGCCGCACGGGCGCACCGAAGCGAAGCGCCUGCGUGGGUGCAUAGGCACGUUUGCGCCGCAGGCACUGCCCGAGGGCCUCGCGCGCUAUGCGCUGCAGGCGGCGCUGCAUGACUCGCGCUUCCCGCCGAUCCGCCGCGCCGAGUGCGAUGCGCUCGUGUGCACGGUGAGCUUCCUGAGCCCGAAGGAGCCGUGCCGCGAUCCGUGGGACUGGGUCGUCGGCGUGCACGGCGUGUACGUGACGUGGCAUGCACCCGGCGGAGCGAGGCUCACGGCGACCUUCCUGCCCGACGUGGCGCCUGCGCAGGGCUGGGACAAGCGGGCGACGAUAGACCAUGCGCUGCGCAAGGCAGGAGCCACACGGCCACCGUGA
Malassezia sympodialis ATCC 42132 is the source of this 516-nucleotide messenger RNA. RefSeq lists its product as uncharacterized. The record is from RefSeq and is a predicted model, not a curated record. The transcript has 3 exons. Lineage: Eukaryota; Fungi; Basidiomycota; Malasseziomycetes; Malasseziales; Malasseziaceae. Bases 1 to 516 code for a protein of 171 amino acids.